UCCAAACACACAACAAUUUAGAGCAAAUCGAAACUAAGCUAAAGCGAGGAAAGACGAAAAGAAGACUGUCGAGUGUGUUGGAAAUUGCGGAGUCUGAAAGUCAUGAGUUUUCUCCAGAAGCCAUCGCGGAAGAUAUUCGUGAACUUCCUGUCUGGGGGCGCCGGUGCACCGUGGGAGGACGGGCAGAGCUCCGACCAGCAUCGAGACCGAGACCUACGGUGCUUUCCUCCCGAGGACUACGUCAAAGUGAACUCUUCUGUGUGGAUGCAAGGCACCGUCGCUCAGGUAAAGGAAGCGGAGGACAACGCUGUGAUCCUCAAUGACGGGACAGGCUCUGUGCUUCUACCAGCUUGUGACAAAGUGGCCUCAAAAAUACCGUUCAAGAAAG
Aplysia californica (California sea hare) is the source of this 388-nucleotide messenger RNA. Its product is annotated as recQ-mediated genome instability protein 2. The record is from RefSeq and is a predicted model, not a curated record. Lineage: Eukaryota; Metazoa; Mollusca; Gastropoda; Aplysiida; Aplysiidae. Gene Ontology annotation, biological process: maintenance of rDNA; regulation of sister chromatid segregation; DNA repair. Gene Ontology annotation, cellular component: nuclear speck; cytosol.